AUGAGCUCUGUCUUUGCGACGACAGACGCCAACAAUAACAUCAUCCUAUCGCCCGAGAAACCAACUGCUGCAGUCGUGUUCCUCCAUGGUUUGGGCGACACUGGUCAUGGCUGGAAAGAUGCAAUGACCGUAUUGGCCAAAAAUCUCCCGCACGUGAAAUUUGUGCUGCCUACCGCUCCGACCAUGCCAGUGACGCUCAAUAUGGGCAUGCAGAUGCCGUCAUGGUACGAUAUCAAGUCUCUAUCUCGUGUGGAUGGAGACAAUGCCGAUGGAAUUGAUACGUCUCGUGACCGUAUCAUGGCGAUCAUUGAUAAUGAGGUGACUCAAGGCAUUCCCUUGUCACGCAUUGUACUCGGUGGAUUCAGUCAAGGUGCAGCGUUGUCGUUGUUCUCGGGGUACCAGACAAAGACGGUGCUUGGUGGUGUCAUCUCCAUGUCGGGAUUCCUGCCGCGUUUCAGCUCGUUCCAGCUUAGUCCAGAGACGGCAAACGUACCGCUGCUCAUGUGCCAUGGCGAGCAGGACCCGGUCGUGCGUUUCGAAUACGGCAAGAUGUCCAAGGAGAAACUGGAGACGACAGGCGUCAAGGACGUUGAGUUCCACUCGUAUCCGGAUAUGGAGCACAGUGCUUGCAUGGAAGAGCUGAGCGAUGUGACCAAAUGGCUUCAGCGCGUGAUUCCAGCGACGAAGAACUAG
Peronospora matthiolae is the source of this 693-nucleotide messenger RNA. The record is from the annotation of a GenBank genome assembly. NCBI's taxonomy places the organism in Eukaryota, Oomycota, Peronosporomycetes, Peronosporales, Peronosporaceae.